Hydractinia symbiolongicarpus is the source of this 763-nucleotide messenger RNA. RefSeq lists its product as uncharacterized. The record is from RefSeq and is a predicted model, not a curated record. Gene Ontology annotation, cellular component: membrane. Bases 61 to 606 code for a protein of 181 amino acids. The transcript has 2 exons. Lineage: Eukaryota; Metazoa; Cnidaria; Hydrozoa; Anthoathecata; Hydractiniidae.
GUUAUUUUUAAUUUUUUAUUUCAGUUUUAAACACAUAUACACCAUUUAAAACACAUCACUAUGGAGUAUGAUCCACAAAGUGAGCCAGGUACUGAUGAACAAAGUACAGGUGCGACAGGUUGGCGAAAAUGGAUUCACUUUGGUUGGAUAAAAACUCCGUUGGGAAUUCUAAAAAUUGCAGAAUUUGUUGUUGUGCUGUUGGGUUUAAUUAUCAUGUCUACUGUGAGCGAAACUGAAACAAUUAGUUCAAUUGAGUUCUUUAUCUUUGUUCUCACAACAACCUGGAUUUUCAUUUUGAUUACUAUUAUAUUGCAUAUAUUGAAUUUGUACCAUCGUCUUCCUGCAAUUGUCACUAGUAAUAUUGUUAUGCUUGUUUGCUGUGGUGUGGGAUCUAUCUUCUUAAUGAUUUGUUCUGGUGUUGUCAUGGGAAAACAUUCUGAACACAAUGCUGUUAUGAGUGCUGGCUCGUUUGGUUUAAUCGCAAUGUUUUUUUUCAUCUUUGAAGCAGUAUAUUACUUGAUACAGCUCAGACGAAAUGGUGCUGUACCUGGUAGAGCUUCGACGGAACAAAAAUUCGACAACAAUCCUCAAGCAUUACCUUAUUAAAUGUAAAUUGUGAUAUGAAUAAAUCCAGUAUUUUUAUAAAAUAUGUUUAUAAAAUCUGUACAGAUUCUUUCUUUCUAGUCACAUGUUUACCCUAAACAUUGUAAAGCCCACAUGUAUAGUAUGACGGAAUAGUUUUGAAAUAUGACUAAAUAAGAUA